This is a messenger RNA of Nannizzia gypsea CBS 118893, 1167 nucleotides long. RefSeq names its product actin. The coding region runs from base 1 to 1167 and encodes 388 amino acids. The record is from RefSeq and is a predicted model, not a curated record. Gene Ontology annotation, biological process: Arp2/3 complex-mediated actin nucleation. Gene Ontology annotation, cellular component: actin cortical patch; Arp2/3 protein complex. Gene Ontology annotation, molecular function: actin filament binding. Lineage: Eukaryota; Fungi; Ascomycota; Eurotiomycetes; Onygenales; Arthrodermataceae. The transcript is spliced from 7 exons.
AUGGCGGAGCCUCCAAUCGUCCUCGAUGGCGGAACGGGUUUCCUGAAAGUCGGAUAUGCCGCGCAGAACUUCCCAGAGCACCAGUUCCCAUCGAUAGUCGGACGUCCAAUCUUGCGAACGGAAGAACAGGCCGGUGACAUAGUAGUCAAGGAUAUUAUGUGCGGAGAUGAGGCUGCCGCCGCCAGGUCUAUGCUUCAGAUCUCCUAUCCUAUGGAAAACGGAAUUGUGAAGAACUGGGAAGAUAUGCAACAUCUAUGGAACUACACUUUUUAUGACAAGAUGAAGGUUGAUCCCACUGGCCGAAAGAUCCUCCUGACUGAACCCCCAAUGAACCCUCUUCGAAACCGAGAGAAGAUGUGUGAGACCAUGUUUGAAGGAUAUAACUUUGGUGGUGUAUACGUUGCCAUCCAGGCUGUGCUGGCACUCUAUGCUCAAGGGCUGAGCAGUGGUGUUGUGGUGGACUCUGGUGAUGGCGUUACUCACGUUAUUCCAGUUUACGAAUCGACGGUUCUAAACCACCUAACCCGCCGCCUUGACGUUGCCGGUCGAGAUGUCACCCGUAACCUUAUUGCGCUUCUCCUCCGUCGAGGCUAUGCCCUCAACCGUACAGCAGACUUUGAAACCGUGCGCCAAAUCAAAGAAAAACUUUGCUAUGUCUCUUAUGACUUGGAACUUGACAAGCGCCUUUCUGAAGAUACGACUGUGCUUGUAGAAUCAUACACACUUCCGGAUGGCCGAGUGAUAAGGGUUGGAAGUGAGCGUUUUGAAGCUCCUGAGUGUCUUUUCCAGCCACACCUUGUCGAUGUUGACCAGCCUGGUAUUGCCGAGCUAUUAUUUAACACCAUACAGGCCGCCGAUGUGGACGUCAGAAGCAGCUUAUACAAAGCUAUUGUUCUCAGUGGUGGCAGCAGCAUGUACCCUGGUCUACCGUCCCGAUUAGAAAAGGAGUUGAAGCAGCUAUGGUUGACUAGAAAUCUACACGGCGACCCUGAGCGGCUAGACAAAUUCAAACCGCGAAUUGAAGAUCCCCCACGAAGAAGACACAUGGUCUUCCUUGGAGGUGCUGUCCUUGCAAAUCUGCUCGCUGACAAGGACAACAUGUGGAUUUCAAAACAAGAAUGGGAGGAACAGGGCACCCAUGCUCUGGAGAAGUUGGGCCCUAGAUAA